Molecule: messenger RNA, 3150 nt
Organism: Chelonoidis abingdonii (Abingdon island giant tortoise)
Lineage: Eukaryota; Metazoa; Chordata; Testudines; Testudinidae
Gene: CEP70
Product: centrosomal protein 70
Biological process (GO): cilium assembly; regulation of microtubule cytoskeleton organization
Cellular component (GO): centrosome
Molecular function (GO): gamma-tubulin binding
Source: RefSeq, a predicted model, not a curated record
GUACUCCCCUACUCUUCUGGAACUGAAAGAAGCGAUGGCAGUCGCCUUACCUCCUACCUGUAAAUAAGAGCACCUGGCCAGAGACCACCGCUGUGUGGUUACGCUUCAGAUCAGAGAUCAGUUUGAUAUUUUAACAAUCUGACAGUGAAAACCAACAACACAGGAGUAACUUAUGACUGAGGUCACACAAAGUUGUGCAUUGUCAAGUAAUAUCCCAGCAGGCUCUAUGCAGGUGACGCCAGCACAAAAGUCCGCUGAAUCAUGGUGUCAGCAGGAGCAAGCAGAAUGGGAAAACGUAAACAAAUUAUUAGUGCGACAUGGCUUAAAACCUGUGUGUCUUGCUAAACCAAGAAACAGCGGAAAUCUGUCAGAUAUGAUUGUUUUAGAUAAGCAGUCUUCACUGGGGAUAAGACUUGCAUUGAAAACACUGGUGGAUGACACUGAACGUCAACAGAAAAUGAUGCAUGGUCUUAUAGAGGCUAAUCGCCAGCUUAGGGAUGAUAUACGCCAGGAGAGAGGUCGGGCAUGUCGACAGGAACAACGAGCCAAAGAGUUGGAAAAUGUUGUGGAGAACAUCAAAUCCAAAAUUUGUCAGCUGGAAGAUGAGUGUAUAGCUAAAGUUUGCCAGCAACAGAAUCAAGUGAAAGAACUUCAGAAAGUUCAGCAAGCUUCACAGACAAAGUACCAUCACCAAAAUGAAAAGUUGCAUGAACAGGAAGAGACUAUUGCACGUUUGCAGAAGGAGCUCCAUAAGGUUGGGAUGGAAGAGCAGCAGCGUGUUGCCACACAGAACAAAAUAUUCUGCCAGUUUUGCAAGCGAGCCCCAAAGUCUCUCUUGGAUCAACAGUUUCUUAGUCUAAUUGAUUAUUAUGAAUCUCAGAUUAAUCAGAUGAAAAAGGAGCUAAGCAGAUAUAAAAAAGAUACAUAUCAUGUACAGGGAGAAGGAAAAGGCAAAGAAGAAUUCUUAAAUCUAGAUGCCACACCUAACUACAGAGCAUUGCUUACGUCUUUCCAGAAUCAGCUCAUUGAGGCAAAAGCCAGAAAUGAACAACUUAUGUGUGAAAAUACAGAUCUCAAGAAAGAUUUGGAAAUAAGACCAACUAUACAGGAAUUAAAACUUUGCAAGCAGCAAGUGAAGAAAUUGGAGAAAAUGCUAAAGAAAAAUAUCAAAUCAUAUGGGAUUAUUAGGGGAGAAAAGAUAAAAGCAAACAGUGAAUCUGAGUGUGUGACAGGAGAAGAUCAGCUACAAGCAGGUUGCAGGAGAUACUUACAGGUGCUGUCCAAGAUUGAUUCUGUUAUAAGUAGUCCAAGAGCUCCUCUGGUAAUAUAUAAAUGGAGUAAAGGUCCAGUCCAAAAUUACAUGAAAGAGAAUGGACAAGAAUGUGGUUUUGAACACCUUCCUCCUACAGUGGAAAUGUGGGCAGACCAGCUAAUGUCCCUAAAGGACUUGCAUAGAUCCCUGAGAAAGCUAUCAGUGGAGUUGGUACCCUGGCACACUAUAGACACACCUAACAUCACUGAAUGCGUUCGAGUUGAAGACCUACAGUUCAUAGUAGAUACAAUCUUGGAAGAAGUAGAAAAUAAGGAAAAGAACGGCCAGAUGCCUUCGUUACAAACAUUGUACGCAAUUGUGUCUCACUUCCAAAAGUUGUUUGACGUGACUUCUCUGAAUGGAGUUUAUCCGCGAAUGAAUGAAGUUUACACAAAGCUUGGAGAAAUGACCAAUGCUAUGAGAAACCUCCACGAGCUCUUAGAACUAGAUCAUUCAGCCCCACCCACUGUACUGGUGAACACUGUUGGAAAGCUAUGUAAGGUAAUUAAUGAAAAUGUGACUGGACAGGUAGAGCAGCUGCUGGGGACCCAAGACAUCCAAAGUAUUAUCAACAAACUGGAAGAACAUGAAGACUUCUUUCCAGUAUUUCAAGCACUUAUUCAAGAUUUACUGUGUGUUUUAGAGAUCAGUAAUCUAGAUGACAUUGUACCGGCUGUGCACAGUCUGAAGUUGCUAGCUCAAUGAAGAUUUUAAAUGUGUAAAACUCAGCUGUAAGUAGGACUAAUUAUUAAUACAUUUACAGCUACCUCCAGCCUAUUUGAUCUUGAUGUACAGUUUUAUAAUGUUUUGAAUAAAAUAAAAGUUGAAUAAAAACUUUUACUGCUGCACUUAGUCCAUGACCAGGUUAGGGAAGAGAUCAUGGUCCUGAAAGCAUAAAUAUAGUCAGAAAAAAGAAGGAACAGGAAACUUAGCUUCAGUCCACCCUUCUCUACACCAUCCCUGGGUGGAUUUGGUAGAUCCAGAAGCGAAAGGAUUAAUAGUUUCUGUUGUAAAUUUUAGUACAUGUAGAACUAUGCUGCAGAUGUUUAAAGCCCUUAACUUCUACUCAAAAGUAGAAUCCCUUCACUGCAGAAAAUACUGUAAUAGAAUUCAAGCAUAAGAUCCAGUUCUUGCUGUAUGAAUUAGUGACUUAUUUAUUUGAUGCUUACCCCGCUAUUGGACUCAUAGUUGGCUGCUGUAAAGGCUUUUUGGGAUGACAGUCAUAGUUCUGGGAGCAGACGUUCUGUGAUUCAGCCAGACUGUGGUAAGUCGGUAAUAUCUUACAUUAGAAAACAGAUAUUUGAAACUUACUAGCUUUCAAAUGCAGAGUAGAAAGCUUGCACUGGUCUUUUGAGCCAGCUGUGCUUCUGGGAGCCAGAUCUUGGCUCAGGUUGCAUUUGUCUCACAAGCAAGACUAAAACGAUCAUUUUUAAACAAUUUAUUAUACAUUUUGAAACUUUAAAAAUAUACUGAAUUCCUGUAAGUAUUUUGGUACAUACCUGACCCAUGUUUAAAUAAAAAUCUGUUAAAGAUAACUACAGUUUUAUAAGUGUACUGUGUAUUAUUAGCAAGUUUCACAAGACAAAGUUCAGUAAUAAAAUUUUCAACAUUAAGGCAUCAGAUUAAAACCCUGUUGAUAAUUUGGCACAGUUUCAUCCUGUUUUGGUGGCUCAUUACAGAUAUAUCUCUUUCCAGAUAGCACCUAUAAUCAGCUUUAUGAAAAGCUCCUGGACAGUUAAGCUAUUACAAUCUGAGUCUAGAUACUAUUUCUUUUUGAACCAUUAUCUUGUAAUGGAGUGUUUUGAAACUCUGUUCUGCACCUGCCGUAGUUUAAUGCA